AGGCACCACUACACGUCUGUGCCGGUCCUGGCAGGAUGACAGUUCUCAAGGCUCUUUAACUGCGGGUCAGUGAGCGGCCCAUUCUGACAGAAAAUUGGAUUAGAACAACGAGCGCUGUUUAAGAAACGACUUUUAAGACCGACUCCUCCUCCGUCACGCCACCCUUCCCACGAGACCGUCGGGUGUUUGACCUUUCGCUCAGGUUGUUCUGUAUUCCUCGUGCCAACAAUAUCCCGUUCAGUAGUAAUUCUACCAGCCGCUGCGGACAUGUCAACAUCCAGCGAAUGCAGCUACAGCUAUGAGGAUUACAAAGAAACAGCAGACUGGCUGCUUGCUAACACAGACAUCAGGCCCAAAGUGGCAAUUAUCUGUGGUUCAGGACUCGGUGGAUUGGCUGACCUGCUGGAAAACAAGAAUGUGUUUCCUUAUGACACAAUCCCCCGCUUUCCCCACAGCACAGUGCAAGGACAUAAAGGUCAGCUGGUGUUUGGAGAGCUGAAUGGGAAGCAGUGUGUCUGCAUGCAAGGCCGUUUCCAUUUCUACGAGGGCUAUAACGUUGCCACGGUCACAUAUCCAGUAAGAGUGUUUUUCCUUCUCGGGAUUGAGACUGUGAUCGUGACCAAUGCUGCUGGAGGACUCAAUACUAAAUUUAAAGUGGGUGACAUCAUGCUUAUCAGAGACCAUAUCAAUAUGCCUGGAUUUGCUGGCCAAAAUCCUUUGUGUGGACACAAUGAGGAAAGAUUUGGAGUGCGCUUUCCCUGCAUGUCUGAUGCUUAUGAUAGAGACUUGGCACGGUUGGCCAGGGAAACUGCCCAAGAUCUGGGCUGUGCCUCUUUCCUUCAGGAGGGUGUUUACUGCAUGUUGGCUGGACCGUCCUAUGAGACAAUUGCAGAAUGCAGGGUUCUACAGCUGCUUGGGGCAGAUGCUGUGGGUAUGAGUACCGUUCCAGAGGUGGUGGUCGCUCGGCACUGUGGGAUGCGUGUGUUUGGACUCUCCCUUAUUACCAACAAGGUCGUGACUGACUACAACAGCAAGGAAAGGGCUAAUCAUGAAGAGGUCCUGGAAACCACCCGUAUGCGAACCGAAGACCUGCAAAAGAUAGUCAGCAAUUUAGUGACAAACAUGUAGCGUAACCACUUACCACAUUUAGCGCAAAAAUUUUGCGGCUGCUCUUGAAAUACUUCCGCACAGAUUUGCACUUCCACCCAGACAGCUUAACAAUGUAGAAUGGCAUACAGUGUAGGACUACUCCUUAAUGCUUCUCAUGUAUCUUAUUCAGGGUUCAAGUAACUUUAUGGACUUUGCAGUGCCUCAAGACUCGCUGAGUCAAAAUUUAGGCUAGGUUCAUUUAGUUUACUUUUGAUAUUGUCCACACCGCAGUAAAAACUGUGGUACAAAUAUAUGACUGUGAGACUAGAUAUUAAUAUGACACGUAUACUCUGUAUGAUGCAUUCACAUCCUUCCUGAAAUGAAAAUUGGGAUAGUUCACCCAAAAAAGACAAUUUUGUCAUUACUUACUUACCCUUAAGUUGUUUUAAACCUGUUUGAAUUUCUUUCUUCUGUUGAACACAAAAGAAGAUAUUUUAAAGAAUGUUGAUAAACAGACAGUUGAUGGCACCUAUUGACUUCCAUAGUAGAAAAAAAAAUACUAUGGAAGUCAAUAGGUGCCGUCAAUUGUCUGCUUACCAACACUUUGUUCAGCAGAAGAAAGAAACUCAUACAGGUUUGGAACAACAAGGGGGUGAGUAAAUGAUGACAGAAUUUUCAUUUUUGGGUGAACUAUCCCUUUAAGAACAACUAAAAUUAGCAACGUUACAUAACCAUCAGUAUUCCUGUCACUAUGUCUUGAUAAAAAGAGUUGAAGAACAAACAUACAUUCAAAGGGACAAACACAGACUUGCACUCUAAUACAGUGAUGUAUUCCUCCUCAACUGUAUUAAAGGGAAUUUGGACUAAAUGAGAAGAGCAGUUACAGUACAAUCAGUUACUAAGUUAUCAAUUAAUAUAUGCAUAAGCAAAUGUUUUAUCGUUUUAGUUUUUAUUAACUUGUCUAGAUGUUUCCAAAGAAAUUCACAGAUAAAAUAAUAUGUUGAAAAAACACUUUAUAAAGAUUAGAGAUACUUUACAUUUUUAAUUGUCUAGGAUUGUAAUUUAUUUUACUAUUAACUUUAUUUUGACUCAAAUAUAACAAUACAUGAAAGAAAGAAAAUAAAAAUACAUUUUGAUGUAAA
Messenger RNA from Ctenopharyngodon idella (grass carp), 2231 nucleotides. RefSeq names its product purine nucleoside phosphorylase 6 (gene pnp6). The coding region runs from base 268 to 1128 and encodes 286 amino acids. The record is from RefSeq and is a predicted model, not a curated record. Gene Ontology annotation, cellular component: cytoplasm. Gene Ontology annotation, biological process: nucleoside metabolic process. Gene Ontology annotation, molecular function: purine-nucleoside phosphorylase activity. The transcript is spliced from 6 exons. Lineage: Eukaryota; Metazoa; Chordata; Actinopteri; Cypriniformes; Xenocyprididae.